AUGCACGCCUCUCCCAUCACUCUUCUCGCUCUCUCCGCCAGCGUCGUCUCCGCUGCCAACCACGUUGUCAAGGUCGGAGAUGGAGGUCUGACUUUCGAGCCCGCUGAGACCACAGCCAAGAUGGGCGACACUGUCGAAUUCCGCUUCUACAAGGGAACCCACAACGUCGCUCAGAGUGGCUUCGGCAGCCCCUGUUCUCCCAUCAACAGCACUGCUUUCUUCAGUGGUACUUGGGAUGUCAAGGAGGGCGUGAGCGACAAGGUCUUCACCCUCAACGUUACCUCUGAGGACCCUAUCUGGUACUACUGUGCUGUUGGCGCUCAUUGCCAGAACGGUAUGGUUGGUGCUAUCAACGCUCCUACCAGCGGAAACCGAACCUACGAGAACUUCGCCAAGGCCGCCGAGGAGGCUGAUGACAGCACUGCUCCCCGAUCUACUGGUGGUGGUGAGAUCGCUACCGCCACCGGCACAUGGGCUCCCUCAGGCACUGCUUCCAGCACUGAGACCGCCGCUUCCUCAACAGAGACCUCCGAUGCUAACGCUGGUCUCGAGGCCCGUGGUGAGAUCCGAUGGGGUCUGAUGGCCGCCAGCAUGGCCAUGGCCGGUCUUUUCGGUGGACUGAUGAUGUAG
Molecule: messenger RNA, 630 nt
Organism: Fusarium coffeatum
Lineage: Eukaryota; Fungi; Ascomycota; Sordariomycetes; Hypocreales; Nectriaceae
Exons: 2
Coding region: 1-630 (209 amino acids)
Source: RefSeq, a predicted model, not a curated record